AUGUCCGCUUCUCUCAGCUACCAAGACGUCGCCGGUCACAACACCAAGGACAGCCUGUACAUGGUUAUCCACGACAAGGUCUACGACGUUACUAAGUUUGUCGACGAGCACCCUGGUGGCGAGGAAGUCCUUCUCGACGUUGGCGGCCAGGAUGCGACUGAGGCGUUUGAGGAUGUCGGACACAGUGAUGAGGCCAGGGAGAUGCUAGAGCCUCUGCUCGUUGGCGCUCUCGACCGACAGCCCGGCGAUCCCCUUCCCGGCAAGUCCUCGUCGUCUUCAUAUGCGGCUGCGAACGCCGACGCCAGCAGCAUCGGUGUUGGCAUGUACGCUUUCGUCUUCAUCGGCGGCCUCCUCUCUUUCUUCGCCUACCAAUACACACAGAAGCAGGCUAUCGCUGUAUAA
This is a messenger RNA of Parascedosporium putredinis, 402 nucleotides long. Lineage: Eukaryota; Fungi; Ascomycota; Sordariomycetes; Microascales; Microascaceae. The record is from the annotation of a GenBank genome assembly.